AUGGAAGCUGUUAUUAGUCCGAUGCCGUGGAUCUUGAAGUUCGACGGGUCCAACACUCAGACUAGCGCUGGAGCUGGGGUAUUCAUUGAGAGCCCCUGGGGAAAAAAGUGGACCGUUGCCAGGGCAUUGGCACCCGGAUUUACUAAUAAUCAAGCAGAACACGAAGCCUUAUUAGUUGGAUUGAGAAUUCUACAUGAAAAGAGAGCCAAGGCGAUCAGAAUUCAAGGCGACUCACAAUUAAUUUUGAAGCAGAUUGCUGGAGAGUUCCAAUGCAAAGAUGAGAAAAUGAGAAAUCUUCGAAUGGAAGCAGUUAGGAUGCUGCAAAUAUUUGAUAAUGUGGUGGUAGAAUUCAUACCUCGAGCUGAAAACAAAAUAGCUAAUGAUUUUGCUCAAAAAGCUUCUGGGUAUAAGCCAUCUGCCGCAGGAAACUUUAAGUCAGGGCGAGUAUGUCUGUGCCCAGUGGAAGUGGAGGAUUGGGGUAUGGAACUAAGGAAAUAUUUGGAACAACCAACCGGUGAAACUCCAGAAAAGAUGCGGAAAGAGGCUCUGAAGUAUACUCUGAUUGACGGAGAUCUUUUCCGCAGAGCCGCCGAUGGAAUGUUAAUGAGAUGCGUAGAUACUCAAGAAGCCAUGAAGGUGAUGGGUGAAGUGCAUGAAGGAAUUUGUGGAGCACACAAAUCUGGGCUAGUCAUGAGAUGGACGAUCCGACGAUAUGGAUACUUUUGGCCAUCAAUGACAGAAGACUGCAUCAAGUACGCCCAAGGAUGUGAAGCAUGUCAGCGACAUGGUUCUUUGAUCCGAAUUCCGGCAGAAGAAAUGCACGCAGUGGUGAAGCCAUGGCCAUUCCAGGGAUGGGCGAUGGAUAUCAUCGGGAAAAUCCAUCCGCCAUCUUCCAGACGCCACUCGUUUAUAUUGGUGGCCACGGAUUAUUUCACAAACUGGAUAGAAGCUGUGCCGUUGGCCAAUGUGACAUAUCAGGAAGUGAUCAAGUUCGUUAAGGAGUUUAUUAUCCACCGAUAUGGAAUCUCACAAACGAUUACCGCCGAUCAAGGCACUGUUUUUACCAGCGAUAGAGUGGACGCCUUCGCCGCACAAUAUGGGAUUGCUCUUUUCUAUUCGUCCCCGUAUUAUGCACAGGCAAAUGGGCAGGCCGAAGCAUCCAACAAAGUCUUAAUUGGGGUAAUCAAAAAGGCCGUAGAAGAUAACCCGAGAAGAUGA
Messenger RNA from Andrographis paniculata, 1218 nucleotides. RefSeq lists its product as uncharacterized. Lineage: Eukaryota; Viridiplantae; Streptophyta; Magnoliopsida; Lamiales; Acanthaceae. Gene Ontology annotation, biological process: DNA integration. The transcript has a single exon. Bases 1 to 1218 code for a protein of 405 amino acids. Gene Ontology annotation, molecular function: nucleic acid binding; RNA-DNA hybrid ribonuclease activity. The record is from RefSeq and is a predicted model, not a curated record.